GCCGCCUAUGGGCACCAUGUCUCUCGAAGGAUGUCUUUAAUGUGCUGUACAUAAGUAUCUCGAAGCUAAAGGUUCCCAGUAUUAUAGAGAUUAUGUCGGACAUCUUGUGUGUUCUUACAUCUCUAGCUGAAGAAGGGGAUCAGACAUUAUGUCUGUCAAGUAAUGAUGUUGAAGAUUCUGGAAAAUCUGAAGCCACAGAUGUGAGUCAGUCAGCAUCAUCAAACCUGUCAAACAAAUCUGAUAACAGUCAGCCAGUCAGAACAAAAACUGGUAACACAAAUGGGAAUUCUACUGCGAUCACCAAUUUGAGCAAGGAAAGGCCACAAACAAAGUGUCCAGCAGGAAGAAUUGUUAGGUCACGAUUUAAAACUGCAGCCUCUGCAUCAAAGGAAAGUAAAGCAAGUAAUAACAGCAGUGGCAGUAUGUCUAGUAAUACUAGCAGUGGCAAUAAGUCCAAUAACACCAGAAGUAAUGGGUCAAACAACAGUAGCAGGAAUGGUCUUAAUAGUACUCUCAUCAUGAAACCAUCCAAUCCAGGGAAGAAACAAAUUAUGAAGCCAAAGCCUGUCAGGACAUCACAAGCUCAAAAAUCAAAAGCAAAUAUUCCAAUUAGUCGUCCAUCAUCAAGUUUGUCAAAAGUGGUUGGAACAGUAAAUCAGGCUCCAACAAACCAACAAGGGUUUAAUGCUAAUCCACCGGUCAAUCUCCCAGGAUCAAAGUCAAGUCAUGAAGAGUUGCGUAAGUCUGCUAGAUCUUCCUCAGUGCAGACCAACAAGGCUAAAUUGCAUUCAACUAUUCUGAAUGCCACUGUACUGACAGAUACAACCACUGUGAAGAGCUUGGAUGAUGUUUUCAGUACAACGAUGGUUGGCGGUUUGGCUCCUAGUGGUCGUAAAUUGGAUCUAACUGGAGUUGUACUUCCUGAGCUUCCUGAUAUUUCUGCUAUAAGGCUGGACAGUAAUAGUAGUGGAAACAGAACAGGAGAUACAACUGUAAUGUCAUCUGCUAGUGAGAAGGACUUAUCACAAGAGGGUGAAACCAUCAUCUUACAAAAUGUGACUGCAGAGGAAUUAGAGCAAGAAUACCUGAGUUAUUUGCAGUGGGCCUACAUUGAUGUCAACAGUGAAGAUGCCUUCAAUAUUCAUCUCAGAGAUACACAGGCCCAGAUAUCUUUCUUAGAGCAACUGGUGAAUGAGAAGCAGUUAGAGUUAAGUGAGAAAACUCAGAUGACCGAUCUCAUCCUUCACCAUCAAAGUGUGAAUGAAGCUCACAAAUUGCAGACUGAUUUGCUUCAGGAAUUAGUUGAUGGGCUUCCUGGAUGUGAAGAAGCUGAGAAGAUCAUGAGUCAAGAAUUGGAGAAGAACUUGCAUCAGGUCAAAAUGGACAACCUGUAUGUGCCAGAGAAACAUAAACAAUAUAGAGAUCAAAUUUCGGAGGCUCUUCACACACAAAUUACUUUACUGAGUGAGCUUGAGACGUUGAUGGAACCACGAUCCCAUCAGCUGAAUUCCACCAUCAGUCUGCUUGGUGAACUACACAACACAGCUCAGCAUAUUCAUCAGUGUGAAAACGAGGUGCAACAAGCAGCUAGACUUGCAGUACAAGAAGCAUCUUUGCUUAUUGGUGCUAAGCAGAUGAAAGUCUCGGCUUGCAAAACUCAGGAAGUUGCGGCACUGUCUUUAACUUCAAAAUCAGAUUGAUGAAAAGUACUGUAAUACUGUAUCAUGGAACAUGUAACUGUAUUUCACAUUUCAUAAAUGAGAAGAUAUACUGUAUUGUGUCACCUAAUGCAAUUUCUACUUUUUAAUAUUUUAUUUUUAUUAGUACAUACUGUGUAUUGAUACAGCUUCAUAUUUAUAUUUUAGUAAAAUUAUUACAGUUACAUUUUUAUGGAAAAAUUGUCUAUAUUCUGAUGUAUUUUAACAUGACAGGAAACUUUUAAUUGUUGGUAAAUACUAGCAUUGCAACUGUUGCUCCUGCUGUUGACAUUAGAAUAAUUUCAUCUCAGAUAAAAAGGGUUGCUAUAAUUUCUGCAUUUAGCAUUAAGGUGACUAGAUAUAUGCUUACAUAUAAAUCUACCAAUGGUAGAGAGAAAGGAUCCUUGUUGCUGGAAUUUUAUAAUUUUGUUCUUAUUUUACAAAGCAGUUACCUGAAGCAAUUGAUGCUGCCUUUGUACAACUAUACAAAAGAUAUGGAUGCAUAAAUGAGUGCAACUACAGUGAACCCUCUAAGAUUCAGACAAAAUUUGGGGGUUUUGGGGGCUAAGAAGCCUCCCUAAGAAGCGCUCCCAAAACAGAGCAAAGAUCAUCUUAAGCCCGUGUAACUAAGAUGUCAGCGCGCGGGACACAGGUGCUCAAGGCGGGAAUCAUAAACCGAGUUGUCAAUACUAUUGAUUGUGGAAAUAUUAUUUCAUUCACUCUAGUAAUACAGUAAUACAAUGUUUCUUAUUUUGUUAUGAUAGUUAAAUGCAUUAUUUUUAUAAUUUGUUUAUCACUUUGCCCAUCACCAUUUUCAAAUUUGACUAAAAGAUAUGCAUUUCUCCCAUACAUGUUUCGAUCGAAUGCCUGGCAAUGGGAGUGAGUGAGUGAGCGAGCGAGCGAGCGAGCGAGCGAGCGCUAGUUAGUGUUGUCUGCAGUUAUAACUCUCCUCGCUCCUUGCCAUACUUCACUGGAUUUUCUGUUAUUAUUAGUGUUUACUGAUUUAAUAGUGAUUAAUCAUGGCAAUGUAGCCAGAUUAGAAUUGUCACUGCAACCACCAGGCUACUGGGCCAAGCUGUGAGGUGUUAUGGUUGUUUUUCAACUUGUAUUUUCCGGUAGAUAUCCAUACCUUUCUUCAAUUAUUUUUACUCAGUUACAUGCACACACCAUCCUACAUACAUAUUGUGAAAAAAAGUAAAUGAAAUAAUUGUCCUAAGGGCAAACACAUAAAGGGAAUAUCCAUUUCCUUGCACAUGAGUUAGCUGGUUCAGUGAGGGAGUGGGAAGAGAGCACCGAGUGUAGAAGGUGGGGAACGUUGCAGGGAAUUGGCAUCCCAGCUGGUCUCUAUUGCUAUGAUGAAGCAGGGAGUGUAUACGAAUGCCAACUGUAUUAAACAUUCAUUUGGCUUUUAUUUACUGAUUUGGCAAUACAAUAUUUUUUAUAUCCUA
This is a messenger RNA of Homarus americanus (American lobster), 3145 nucleotides long. Its product is annotated as bromodomain-containing protein DDB_G0270170-like. Lineage: Eukaryota; Metazoa; Arthropoda; Malacostraca; Decapoda; Nephropidae. The coding region runs from base 93 to 1700 and encodes 535 amino acids. The record is from RefSeq and is a predicted model, not a curated record. The transcript is spliced from 11 exons.